AUGGAAACCCGACGGGCUUGGAUUUUGGUUUUGCUCGCUUUCUUUGCGCUUACUCUUAUUUCGAGCGUCUCCGCAGCCUCUCCCACCUCCUUCUGCAAAUGUACCUGCAACGGUAACAGCACCAUUGUGGCUCUCGACAGCCCUGCCACCAAAAAACCCGUGGAUCCAGGACUACUCAAAGAGCGGGCUUCGAGGAGGACGUGCAGCGACUGCAAUCGCCAGUUCUGUCUGGGAUACCCGUUCUGCCAGGGCGCUCCUGAGGAGGAGGUCUUCACAACUUGCUUCCAGCGGGACUCGACUAAAGAUCAAGCGGUCGUUUUCAUAUUCAUACUUGCGACAGUAGGGCUGUUAACGUAUGCGGCCGUUCGGCCGUGGAUAGAUCAGUGGGCAGAGAAAGCAAGAGAGCGACGGAAUUAUAUUCCAGUUGGCAAUACGGAUAAUUAG
Molecule: messenger RNA, 444 nt
Organism: Mytilinidion resinicola
Lineage: Eukaryota; Fungi; Ascomycota; Dothideomycetes; Mytilinidiales; Mytilinidiaceae
Exons: 4
Coding region: 1-444 (147 amino acids)
Source: RefSeq, a predicted model, not a curated record